UUCAAAUCUCUGCAUGAGUGUUGAGUCAAAGUGGUUGGCACAGUUAAGUUUUUUUGGGGUUGGGUUAAAAUAUUUUCGCUCAUUUAAUUUUCUCUGUAAUGCUUUUACUAUCCUGAGGGAUUAGAGUAGGGUCCCUCACUUGUAGGGUGCAUGGUCUGGUCCAUUUGGCUAUUCUUUCUCUCUUCCUCGCUCUACAUAUAUGCUUGUUAGUUCAAAGGCCGAUCUAGCUCUAUAUAUAUGCUCCCUUCUGAGCUCUGAGUAGCUUCAGCUAGAGCAAGCUUAAGCCCAUACCAUUUAGUCAUUCACAACUCUUUGUGGAGUGGGCUUGGAGUCUUUCUGGAAGCAUCAAUGGCUUUUUUCAUGGUGUUUCUUGUAAUAUUUCUCUUGUUGCUCUGUAUCUCCUCUGCUUUGUUGAGAUGGAAUGAGGUGAGAUACAGGAAGAAAGGCUUGCCUCCUGGUACUAUGGGCUGGCCAGUUUUUGGAGAGACUACUGAGUUUUUAAAGCAAGGUCCAAACUUCAUGAAAAACCAGAGAGCAAGGUAUGGCAGUGUUUUCAAAUCCCACAUUCUUGGCUGUCCUACUAUUGUUUCCAUGGAUCCAGACCUCAAUAGAUACAUUCUCAUGAACGAGGCAAAAGGGCUUGUUCCUGGUUACCCUCAGUCCAUGUUAGAUAUCUUAGGCAAAUGCAACAUUGCAGCAGUUCAUGGCUCCACUCACAAGUACAUGAGAGGGGCACUUCUUAGCCUUAUUAGCCCUACCAUGAUCAGAGAACAACUUUUGCCCACAAUUGAUGAGUUUAUGAGAAUCCAUCUCAGCGAUUGGGAUAACAAAAUUAUUGACAUCCAACUGAAAACUAAAGAGAUGGCACUUCUCUCCUCUCUCAAGCAAAUUGCUGGCAGUGAUUCUAGCACAAUAUCUCAAGCAUUUAUGCCUGAGUUUUUCAAGCUGGUUUUAGGCACUCUGUCAUUGCCGAUUGACGUUCCUGGCACAAAUUAUAGUCGAGGAAUUCAGGCUAGGAAGAAUAUUGUAAGCAUGUUGAGACAACUAAUAGAAGAGAGAAGGGCAUCAAAAGAAACUCAUCAGGACAUGCUUGGUUGCCUGAUGAAAAGUGAAGAAAGUAGAUACAAAUUAACUGAUGAAGAAAUAAUUGAUCAAAUAAUCACCAUUUUGUACUCGGGAUAUGAAACAGUUUCUACUACGUCAAUGAUGGCAGUCAAGUAUUUGCAUGAUCACCCGAGAGUUCUUCAAGAACUAAGAAAAGAGCAUUUAGCAAUUAAAGAAAAGAAAAGGCCUGAGGAUCCAAUUAACUUGACUGACCUUAAAUCUAUGUGUUUUACUCGUGCGGUGAUUUUUGAGACCUCAAGACUGGCUACAAUUGUUAAUGGGGUUUUGAGGAAGACUACGGAAGAAAUGGAACUAAAUGGAUUUGUGAUUCCAAAAGGAUGGAGAAUCUAUGUGUAUACUAGGGAGAUAAACUAUGAUCCCUUUUUAUAUCUAGAGCCAUUAUCCUUCAACCCAUGGAGAUGGCUGGAUAAGAGCCGCUUGGAGUCUCAAAACUAUCUUUUCAUUUUUGGAGGAGGUACCAGGCAGUGUCCUGGAAAGGAACUAGGAAUAGCAGAAAUUUCUACUUUCCUUCACUACUUUGUAACUAGAUACAGAUGGGAAGAAGUUGGGGGAGACGCACUAAUGAAAUUUCCAAGAGUUGAAGCACCAAAUGGGCUACACAUCAGGGUCUCGUCUUACUAACUAACCUAUGAAUGUACAUAAGAGACAUACAGCAAUUAUCAGAAAAGGGACAAGGAUGUAAAAAUGAUGUUCUAACAGAUUAGAAAGUGACACUGAACAUUUCCAUUUUUGGCUAUAAACUUCUUCUUCUUGCUUCUUCA
This is a messenger RNA of Hevea brasiliensis (rubber tree), 1886 nucleotides long. Its product is annotated as cytochrome P450 85A. Bases 349 to 1746 code for a protein of 465 amino acids. Gene Ontology annotation, biological process: sterol metabolic process. Gene Ontology annotation, molecular function: monooxygenase activity; oxidoreductase activity, acting on paired donors, with incorporation or reduction of molecular oxygen; heme binding. The transcript is spliced from 9 exons. The record is from RefSeq and is a predicted model, not a curated record. NCBI's taxonomy places the organism in Eukaryota, Viridiplantae, Streptophyta, Magnoliopsida, Malpighiales, Euphorbiaceae.